Messenger RNA from Prunus armeniaca (apricot), 447 nucleotides. The record is from the annotation of a GenBank genome assembly. Lineage: Eukaryota; Viridiplantae; Streptophyta; Magnoliopsida; Rosales; Rosaceae.
AUGUUGCAGGACAUAAUUAAUCUCAGGUACUACUUCAUAGGUGUAUUUCUUUGCCAAUUCCAGACCGACAUUGGCAUCCUCCUCAGUAGGGCACCUAGUCUCAUGUCUGUGUUGGCUAUCGAGAUUUACGCUCUCAAAAUUGGUCUCUCUUUUACCCUAAAUGCAUCUUUUAUGCCCUUGGUAGUUGAAUCUGACUCCCUAGCUACAGUGCAGUUGCUAUUAAAGGAGGAAGAGUGUUUAGCUCUUAAGGUAGUGCUUGUGACUGAAAUUCGACGUCUUCUCCUGGUGUUGUCCUCUUGUGUUCGCUUUGUCCCUAGGACUGCCAACAUUUUGGCUCAUUGUAUUGCAUAUUAUUGUCUUUGUGCGGAGGAGCUUUGUUUUUGGUUGGGUAAUGGACCUCCCUGGCUCCUAGAUGGCGUUAAGGAGGAUUGGUCUCUCAUUAUCUGA